AUGACCAUCUCAGAAAUCGCCCGCUUCGUGGCCCAGCACGCGACCCGCUCCAACAAACUCAAACUGUUCUUCACCCUCCUCGCUCUCCUCACCUACAAAUACCGUUCCCACGCUAUCGGAACCCGUCGACGACCUGACUUGAAGGAACCCAAGGGCACCGUCCCCUUCUUUGGACACAUGUUCCUCAUGGCAUCCAUGCCUAGCACGGACUUGUACGACUACUUUGAACGAACCUACCGUGAACUGGGACCUGUAUGGUCCAUCUCGCUGCCGGGGAUCGGACGCAUGAUCCAGGGAGAUACUCCUGAACUGCUCGAGCAUGUUCUAAAGACCAACUUUUGGGCGUACCACAAGGGACCUCACUUUACUGGAUCAAUGGGCGAUGUCUUUGGCAAAGGAAUCCUCAGCGCCGACGGAGAGAGCUGGAAGUUCCAACGAAAACAGGCCACCCAUCUCUUCAACGUCAGCGCCUUCCGAGAAUACACUAGCGAGGUCUUUAACAAAGAGGCGGAAAAGGUACUCGACUAUCUGGGCAAGGCGGCCGAUUCGGGUUCUGUUGUCGACUUUCAUGCUAUCAUGCACGCCUUCACCCUCGAUGUCUUUGGCAGCGUGUCAUUUGGAGAGAGUUUUGGGUGCUUGGAGAACAUCGACGGCAGAGUCCCUUUUGCGGAUGCAGUCGGAGACCUACUUGGGAUCUGCUCACUGCGCCUCGUGGACCCACUCUGGAAGGUCCGAGAGGCCGUGACAUCUGUCGGGAAGAAGGCGCGAGAGCUAAAGUUUGUUAUGAGGGAGCGUAUUAGGACGAUUGUGGAACGGCGCCGACGGGAGGGUCUUGGCGACAAAAAGGAUAUGUUGCAGCUGUUGUUGGAGGCAACGGAUGAUGAUGGCAACGCGCUGACGGAGGAGUACCUUGUCGAUAUCAUUCUCACCUUCACGGUUGCAGGGCGGGAUACCAUGGCACAAUCGGUUGCGUGGAUGAUGUAUUCGAUGCUCCGAAACGAGACCGAUCCGUCAGUGAUGGAAAAGUUGGUCCGAGAAGUCGACGAGGUGCUUGGUGAUAGCUUGCCUACCUAUGAGACCCACAAGAAGCAAAAGUAUGCCGAAGCAUGUUUCUUUGAGACCCUGAGGAUGUACCCUCCAUUGCCACGCAACUUCAAGACAUGCGUCCAAGACGACACCCUCCCGGACGGAACAAAGAUCUACGCCGGAGAAUUGUUCACCUGGUCCUCCUAUGUCAUGGGUCGAUCCGAACAACUCUGGGGUCCAGACGUCAAGGAAUUUAAGCCGGACCGCUGGCUCGGUCGUGAGAAAGCAUCGUCACUGAGCAAGUUCAGCUCGUUCCAUUUGGGUCCUCGUACUUGUGUAGGACAGGGGUUUGCUGUCUUGGAGGCAUUGACGAUUGUUGGGUUGGUGCUGCAGAAAUUUGAGUUGAAGUUGGUGGAACCCGGGAGGGUCCCUGAGUAUGGACUUGGGACUACCUUGGCGAUGCGGUAUGGGUUGCCGGUCCGGGUGACCCGUCGGAAUUGA
Messenger RNA from Linnemannia hyalina, 1527 nucleotides. NCBI's taxonomy places the organism in Eukaryota, Fungi, Mortierellomycota, Mortierellomycetes, Mortierellales, Mortierellaceae. The record is from the annotation of a GenBank genome assembly.